AAACCCACCUCAAAAAGAACCAAAACAAACACAACAAUGGCGGCCAACAACGACCAAGCACCACCAACACCUUGUUCUCCUCCCAAACCUCACUGCCUCAUCAUACCUUAUCCAGCACAAGGCCACAUCAACCCCAUGCUCCAAUUCUCCAAACGCCUCAUCCCACGUGGCGUCCGAGUCACCCUCGUCAACACCCGCUUCAUCGCCAAAACCGUCGCAAACUCCUCCUCCUCCGCCGCCGCCUCCUCCACCACCAUCCACCUCGCCACCAUCUCCGACGGCUUCGACGAAGGCGGAUUCGCCGCCGCCGGAUCCACCGACGCCUACAUCUCCACCUUCGAGCGAAUCGGGUCCCAAACUCUCUCCCAACUCAUCACCAACCUCAGCGAAACAGAGUACCCUGCCACCUGCGUAAUUUACGACCCUUUCAUUCCGUGGUGCCUCGACGUCGCGAAACGGUUUGGGCUCACAGGGGCGGCGUUCUUCACUCAGUCUUGCGCCGUGGGAAGCAUUUACUACCACUGUCACAAAGGUUGGCUGAAGCCGCCGGUUUUGGAGGCGCAAACGCUGAUUCCGGGGCUGCCUCCCCUGGAGCCUAAGGACAUGCCUUCUUUCAUCUAUGUAUAUGGAUCUUACCCGGCGGCUUUCGACAUGCUCUUGGCGCAGUUCGACAACAUUGAUAAGGCCGAUUGGGUGCUCUGCAACGCGAUCUAUGAACUUGAGCAAGAGACAGCGGAUUGGUUGUCAAAGCUAUGGCCCAUGAAAACCAUUGGCCCAACAAUUCCAUCCAUGUACUUGGACCAGCAAUUGCAGGACGACAAAGACUAUGGGUUCAGCAUCUUCAAGCCCGAUAGCAAACAAUGCAUGGAUUGGCUUGAUAACAAGCCCACGGGCUCGGUCAUUUACGUCUCAUUUGGCAGCAUGGCAAGUCUGGGCCUUGAACAGAUGGAAGAACUUUCUCAUGGACUGAAGAAUAGCAAUCACUAUUUCUUAUGGGUUGUCAGGGCUUCUGAGGAGGCCAAGCUUCCUCUAAAUUUUGACCCAUCCGAAAAGGGUCUGAUCGUGUCUUGGUGCCCGCAACUCGAGGUGCUAAAUCACGGUGCUGUGGGAUGCUUCGUGACACAUUGCGGGUGGAACUCGACACUGGAGGCACUGAGUUUAGGAGUGCCCAUGGUGGCAAUGCCUCAGUGGACGGACCAAGGGACGAAUGCUAAGUACAUAGAGGAUGUUUGGAAGAUGGGAUUGAGGGCAGAGGCUGACCAAGAUGGAAUUGUGAAGAGGGAAGUUGUAGAGAAGUGUUUGAAGGAAGUGAUGGCAGGGAAGAAAGGUCAAGAGAUGAAGAGGAAUGCAGAGCAAUGGAAGAGAGUGAUGAAGGAAGCUGCGAGUGAAGGUGGGAGUUCUGAUAGGAACAUUAAUGAGUUUGUUGAUUCAUUAAUUCACAAGAAAUUGUGAGUUUGGGCAAAAAAAAUUUUGGAAAGUAUAUGCGUCACUAGGUUUAAGUGGCUUGUGUGUGCAAAAUGGUCAUAAUUUAUGUAUUUUUAUUUUCAAUUUUGAAUUAUGUUCGAAAUGCAUUAAAAUAUCAAAAUAACAUUAAGAAGCUAGUUUUCUUAACUUUUUUAUUUCUUCAUUAAUCUUGUUAUGAUGAUAUUUUAGUAUGCAACCAAUAAAAAGAAGCAUUCUUUCUCUUUGUAGAAUUAACAGGGCUGCUCAAUGCAUGUCAAAAACGGCUCUUGCAUCGGUCGAUCAGCACUUGGUUGAUUACCACUAUUUACUUUUCAACUCUUUGUAAUUCUCUAUCUACUAGCGAUCUAUCUAAGUAAAAAAAAAAGCAUUUCACACCUAACACACUGCUGAACUAUAACUUUUUAUGUUGAAUUUCUUUGUAGUAAAAAAUUUCCUCGAGAAAUAUGGAAUUGAAAUCUAAUUCUAUCCAAGGCAUCAUUAAAGUUAUACUCUUAAG
Molecule: messenger RNA, 1960 nt
Organism: Linum trigynum
Lineage: Eukaryota; Viridiplantae; Streptophyta; Magnoliopsida; Malpighiales; Linaceae
Source: the annotation of a GenBank genome assembly